Molecule: messenger RNA, 1995 nt
Organism: Quercus lobata
Lineage: Eukaryota; Viridiplantae; Streptophyta; Magnoliopsida; Fagales; Fagaceae
Product: F-box/kelch-repeat protein At3g23880-like
Exons: 3
Coding region: 181-1383 (400 amino acids)
Molecular function (GO): protein binding
Source: RefSeq, a predicted model, not a curated record
UUGAUUUACCAAAGCAACCCAAUAAGGAAAAACGCAACCCAGCACCAAAGGGAAAGCUAUGUUCAAUGGGGAAGACGAGUAUGUGAGGUCAACGUUUCGGCCGAUCUGGAUUUGAUCUUCGAACUUCAACGCCAUCCAUCUGCAUCUGCAUCUGAAUCAAUAAACUAAAAAAUUAAAAAAAUGAGAGAGCAGCCGCGUCCACAACCACAGAUUCUCCGACAGAGGAAUAUCUAUCUCCCAGACGACCUCGUAAUCAACAACAUCCUGACAAGGCUGCCGGUGAAAUCAGUGAUGAGAUUCAGGCGGGUUUGCAAAUCCUGGUACUCCUCAAUCAAAACCUCCGAUUUCAUCGACACCCACCUCAGCAACUACAAAGAUUCACAUGAUAAUGGCUAUGUCAUACACAUGCCAUCGGUAAGAAACACUUCUUCUUAUCGUUCUCCUUCUUCUUCUUCUUCUUCUAACACUAGCAUACCCGUUUGUACUGUCGCUUUUGACUGCACGUUUGAUAAGAUUUCUGAUGUUAGAAUUCCCUUUGAUGUUAAUUUUAACCAAAUAGUGGGUUCGUGCAAUGGCUUAUUGUGUGUCGCCAAUUCGGGUAAUGUUAUAUAUCUGUGGAACCCCAGUAUUAGAAAAUUCAAGAGGUUGCCUGAUACUUUGUUAGGACAGUUAGACAAUGUUACACUCGGAUUUGCAUAUCAUCCCGAGAAUAAUGAUUACAAGGUUGUCAGGAUUUCAUCUACUCCUUUCGGGGCACCUGUGAGUUAUCAUGAGAUUGAGGUGUACACAUUAAGUUCAGAUUCAUGGAGACGUGUUGGAAUUACGUUGACAACCACUGUUAUCCUCUAUGAUAAAAAUUUUCCUUUGCCAAUCCCGUUGGUUAAUGGAGCUUUGCAUUGGAUAUCGUGUAUCGCAGAAGGAGAAGAGAAUCACAAGAGUAGAACGAUUAUGGCAUUUGAUGUCAAUAGUGAGAAAUUCAGAAAGCUUGCACUGCCUCAUGGGUCUAUUGAUGAGAACACCUUUCAGACAUUUCUUGCAUCUUUCAAAGGGAAACUAGCUUUCAUUACAUGGGAGCGGAGUGAACAGCCUGGAACCCAAUACUCCAUAUGGGUUAUGAAGGAGUAUGGUGUGGUCGCGUCUUGGAAUAAACUUCGUGUUGUACCAUUUGAAAGAGUAUCUCAUUGCAGUGCCUUUACUGAGAAUGGUUCACUUCUGGUUUGCUACAUCAAUGAUCAAGUAGAGGAGCCGGAUUUUAAUUUUGUGCUAGUUGACAUUGAAACUCUACAUGAGAAGAAGGAUCCUGAUAUCCAACAGCAUUCAUAUGUAGCUACUUUCAUGGAGAGUCUUGUUUUACUUGAUGGAGCUAACACGGUAGCUUACUAAGCAGAUGGCAGAGGGUAUAUCAGAAGUGAAGUCAUUAGUGAAAAAUUGGCAGAGAAGUGCAAAAAGGAAGAAAGAGGGAGAGGGGGGCAGUUGGCGAUUGACAGUACGAGGGUUAUGGUGGUUUUCCAUUCAUAUAUAUGCAUAUUAUACAGAUAACCGUGUUUUCUUUGGUGGGAGAAAAUCUUGAUCUGCUUCAUUAUCUUUACUUGUGAAUUUCUUUGAGACUAUGUCUAGAUUUAAGUUAAUUUGGGUAAAGAAUGAGAUGGUUUCAGUGGGGGAGGUUGGGGGAGAUAGCUGGUAUUCUGGUAAGGUGAAUUUUGUUGCAUAUGUAUUAAGUUGUAUUCAGAGGCAAUGUUACUCUUAGCACUCUUUUGAACUUGCCAACCUUUCCUGUUCAUAUGGCAAAUGUAAGUAAAAUGAAGUUUCUUCCAGUAAUCUUAAAUGAAGUGUCUUCCAAUAAUCUGUUGUAAAAAUACGUGACAGAAGUAUAACUGAGUUUGACAACUCUAACAAUCCUUAAUAUUGCUGUAUAUUUGGACCGUGGUUUUUUCAUUGUUUGGAGUGCAUUGAGUUAUGGCAAUAGGUGUUGUUGAACUUUUGGCGAGUUAAAAA